CCACAGCUGUUCACAGACUCCAGCUGUUGGAAGGUCUUACAAGCCAUGGAAGUAAGGAGCCUGCCGUCCCGAUGGAAGUGAACUUCUUCAGGCUCUUUUUCUCCUGGAGAUGAGUCUUUUGGCUCAGAGCCAAAGAUGUUUGUCUUGCUCUAUGUUACAAGUUUUGCCAUUUGUGCAAGUGGACAACCUCGGGGUAAUCAGUUCAAAGGAGAGAACUUCUCCCCGAAAUAUAUCUGUAGCAUCCCUGGCUUACCUGGACCUCCAGGUCCCCCUGGAGCAAACGGUUCCCCGGGGCCCCAUGGUCGGAUUGGCCUUCCAGGAAGAGAUGGGAGAGACGGCAGAAAAGGAGAGAAAGGCGAAAAGGGGGCUGCAGGUUUAAGAGGCAAGACUGGGCCACUGGGCCUUGCUGGAGAGAAAGGAGACCAAGGAGAGACUGGGAAGAAAGGACCUAUGGGGCCAGAGGGAGAGAAAGGAGAAGUAGGUCCAGCAGGACGUCCUGGACCAAAGGGAGACAAAGGAGAGCAAGGGGACCCAGGGCUGCCUGGAGUUUGUAGAUGUGGAAGCAUUGUGCUCAAAUCUGCCUUUUCUGUCGGCAUCACAACCAGCUACCCAGAAGAAAGGCUACCAAUUAUAUUUAACAAGGUCCUCUUCAAUGAGGGAGAGCACUACAACCCUGCAACGGGGAAGUUCAUCUGUGCUUUCCCAGGGAUCUAUUAUUUUUCUUAUGAUAUCACAUUGGCAAAUAAGCAUCUGGCAAUCGGGCUGGUACACAAUGGGCAGUACCGGAUAAAGACCUUCGAUGCCAACACGGGGAACCAUGACGUGGCUUCGGGGUCCACGGUCAUCUACCUCCAGCCAGAAGAUGAAGUCUGGCUGGAGAUCUUCUUCACUGACCAGAAUGGCCUCUUCUCAGACCCAGGCUGGGCGGACAGCUUGUUCUCCGGAUUUCUACUAUACGUUGACACAGAUUAUCUAGAUUCCAUAUCAGAAGAUGACGAGCUGUGAUCAGAACAGCUGACCAGAAUGUUCCAUAAUCCUUGGGGGACACACUCGGCCUUAAUCUGGGGCCCUGGGAGGUGGCAAAAAACAGAAGUGAGAUCCUCAGAGACUCCCACUCAGAUUCCAUAGUAUUUGACAGUUCUAGAGAAACCUAUUAAAGCAAGAUGAACCACCAAACUGUUGAAACCAAACCAAAAUGAAUGCUAUAAAACAGUAGCCCCAGAUAUGAAUUCUCUUGAAAACAGUGUUUAUAAAUAUUUAAACAAAUUCAAGACAAUGUUAAUAAAAUUUUUAUUAAAUUCCCUGA
This is a messenger RNA of Pteronotus mesoamericanus, 1306 nucleotides long. It is a transcript of the gene C1QTNF7, whose product is annotated as C1q and TNF related 7. The record is from RefSeq and is a predicted model, not a curated record. Gene Ontology annotation, molecular function: protein binding. Bases 136 to 1005 code for a protein of 289 amino acids. NCBI's taxonomy places the organism in Eukaryota, Metazoa, Chordata, Mammalia, Chiroptera, Mormoopidae. The transcript has 3 exons.